Plasmodium fragile is the source of this 3402-nucleotide messenger RNA. RefSeq lists its product as uncharacterized. Bases 1 to 3402 code for a protein of 1133 amino acids. Lineage: Eukaryota; Apicomplexa; Aconoidasida; Haemosporida; Plasmodiidae. The transcript has a single exon. The record is from RefSeq and is a predicted model, not a curated record.
AUGGAUCUUCAUGAUAAACGAAACGGGGAGAAGCACCAACUUAGUGGUGGGGCCCUGGAAGAGCAUGGAAACGAAAUGGUAGGAGACAAGGCAAAUAAAGACAAAAGGAUUUAUAUGAAGUACCAUGAGGGGAAGGAUUACAAAGAAGAGGAAAAAGAAGAUCGAGGAAAAGGAGUUCCUCAUAAACGGAACAGAAGACCGAGCAGAACUCCUCCUAGUAUUGGCGACCAUGCAGUGGACAAGGGGGAGGAAUACCAUUUAGUGAAAAAAAAGAAAAAGGCAAAAAUUGUUAAUGAAUUAUCAUCCCGUGCGUUAUCCCCUAAUGGUGAAGCGAACAACCCUAUGAGUUAUGGUGAUGACCAAGACAGCUACGAUCGGGAUGAUCACCAAGUGGAAGGAAACAAAUGGCAAAAGAACAAAGGGUAUUAUCACCACGUGAGUGAUAACAAGACAUAUAAUAUGCGUAAGAUGGCACACUACCCCUCCCACACGGAUACCUCCCCUGGGGAAAAACGAAACCUUCGGAGUAGCAGCAUUCCGAGCAGCAUAAGUCUGAAAAAAGGAAAUGCCGCACAGGAGGAUGAAUCAACGACCGAUGAACAUAUCCCAAGAAAUAAGGAUAGCAAAUUGUAUGAAUUAAAAAGUAAGGAGGGAGGUUCCUCCUUUAUAUGCCAUCCUGAUGGAAGUCGGAGGAGGGUGUCACCCACGAGGAGAAAAAGCUUCUCUCAAUCGAGUGUGGAAAUGUCCGACAGAAGUUUUACCGCAAAAGGGAAAAGAAGCUUUCAGGGUGGGAAGUAUGCAAAGGAGGGGAGGGGCAGCCACCAGCAGGAGGCCAGUCAUGGAAGUGAUGUGAAUGAUAAAAGUGAUACACGUGAUACACGUGACAAACACGGAGGACGCAGAAGAAGUUACGACGAUGCUUCGCCAUAUGAGCAAAAGUAUCCGACGCAGGAAGCCACACGGGGGGAUGGUUAUGUGGUUGAGGGGAGAGGAAGACCACAUGGCGCACACCUGUCCGGUGAGUCUGUACGCAGGGAGGACGAAACCUCGAGCGAGUACAGACAGGAGUCAACGUUUAGCAAAAGUGAAAGGAAUAAAAUGCACAAGAGGGGGAAACAACCUAGUCGGAGCAGUGGAAGCGCUAGUAGGGGAAGAAGCAGGAGUGCGGGGAGGCACUCCUACAAUAGGCGAAAAAGACCUUACAGUCCACUUGCCAAGGAAGAUCCACCAAACACAUAUAAGAAGAAAUUCCAGAGCGGGAGGAAGAAGCAGGAUUGGCAUAAAGACGGAGGGAAUUAUUAUCAUGGGGAGGGAGAGUAUGAGAAGGAACUGCCUCCGAAAUGGAAUCAACGUGAAGGUUCAUCUCGUGGCGGAAGCGCAAAACUCAGUGACGAUAGGGAAGACCCCAAUGUACCAAGAAAAAAAAAAAAAGAGUAUCCUCAAAAUGGACAAUGCAGAGGAGAAAAGUCGUUUGACCCCCACGGAGGGGAAGGAAACGAAUCCCCCACUGAUGGGAAGGCACACAAAGGGCAUUAUAUUAAUCAUAGCCCAGAGAAGGGGCAACGAAGUGAAAAGUACAACCUGCACUCGAGGGAGUACUCAAGUAGAAAACGUGAUCGAAGUGAAAUGGACGAUGAUGAUACCAUAUAUGAUAAAGGCAGGUAUUAUUAUCCACACGGGAAAGCGUAUCAUGCCAGGGGGAGGAACCACAUUAAGCGAUUGAACAAAUAUAGGGGAGAUACCGAUGAGGAAGAAAAAGAGGUGGAAUUCAAGCCGCGCUCCGAUCAGCGUAUUAAUCACCAUCAGUUCGAAACAGACUAUCAUGGAGGAGGAGACAAACACAACGAGACGAAUCCCCAUAGAGAUAGAAGCUGUGACAACAGUGGUGAUGUUGGAAGUGACAUAUCCGUGAACGAAUUAAAUAUGGGAAGGAUGAAGGAAAAAAAAAUUCUUGAGUUUGUUCAAAUAGAUGGUUGUGUGGAGAUAGAGUUAUUGUCCGAUGCUGAUUUUACCAAUUGGCUGAGCGACGAUUGUGGCGUCUCAGAAGAAGAGGGGGUAGAGCCAGAUGCGGCCGACUUGACCGAAGGAGGCCAUGUGAAAGGAGACCCCGUCCAUAUCAAAUUUAGGAAUUCCCACUUGCGGAAGUUUGUUUUGUGUAGCGGCCAGUUUCGCAUGGGGAAGUUGCCUCCCCCAAAUGAGUGGAGCCAUCCCUCCACGCAAAAAAGGAGCAUGAGCAUCUGCUCCUCGGAUGGCAACACGUAUAGUAAUAAUAAGUAUGCACCCACCACUCGUACUGCUAAUUACAAGCAGAGUGAGUACAGACAGGAAAAAAAUUCCUCCAAUUCCUUUGUGGGCAAUAAAUUUUGUGAUGUUUCCCUAUUAAAAAGAAGAGGCUCACACAGUGAUCGAUCGGAAUCGCCUGACUCGUUCAGGCGAAAUGGCUACAUGAGUGGUAAAAAUUAUCGUACCAAAUAUGACCCGAGGAUUGAGGAGCGCAAACAGAUUCCCAGUGUCGACAGAGAAGCGAAUAGACGUCGCUCCAGUUCUGCUUCUGCAGUACGUGACGAACUUGUGGAAUGUAGGAGUGGUGACCGUGAGGGGGAAUUCCCUGAGAGGUCCAGAUGGCGCGAAGAGAGAAGAAAAUACACAGGGGGUCAUCAGGUGGACGAUAAGGAAAGGAUCCGUGAUGGUAGCCGAAGUAGCAGCUGUCGAAGCGGACACGGAAACGGCCAUGGAAGCAGAAGGUUUGGCGAAUCGAGGGACGCCACCCACAUCCAGGAAAUGAUUACCCCACCCAAGUUUAGCGGCGACAGAGUGUUCAACCAAAUUGAACGAAAAAAGGAUAAGACCCGUUCGCACCGAGAAGAUUAUGAGAGGCGCUCUCCUAAACAUCAUGUACAUGGGCAAAGGUGGAAGAGCCCGCAUGCACAGAGUGGUAUGAGGAUAGGGCGAGAAGAAGACCAUCGUACGAAUGGAAAAUACCAUGGUGACGAUACACGUGUUACAAAAAAAGAAGAAGGUAGUCGAGCUGGUGCCCAAGUGACAGUGACAAAAACCCCCACUUGGGUGAAUGUACCCGAAUUCGGCAGCAUACCAAAUUACAUAAAUGAGAUUAUAAAAAAUAUGAACAGUUCAUAUGAAAUAAAUGAACCUAUCGACAUGCUAAACUUGAAGGCAGGCAAAUCCUUUCGUACUCCUGAGUUACUCCAGGUAGUUAAUCAAAUGACGAGCACAAAGAGUUUUUUGAAUUUUCUGGACAGGAGAAAAGAAGCCCAAAAGAAAUGGAAGAUGGUCGCCCGAAAUCUUGUACACGAAGAGUUUAAAAUUUUGAGCGACUCGAUAAGUCGUGAUGUGAUUGACGCGAAAAUAAAAUUCCUCACAAGUUCGCUGAGAUCUCUGUAG